This is a messenger RNA of Leptonychotes weddellii (Weddell seal), 1018 nucleotides long. Lineage: Eukaryota; Metazoa; Chordata; Mammalia; Carnivora; Phocidae. The record is from RefSeq and is a predicted model, not a curated record.
AUGAGCCGCCGCGGAGCGCGGGCGGACGAUGGAACUCCACAUUCUGGAGCACCGGCUGCAAGUUGCCAGCGUCGCCAAGGAGAGCAUCCCGCUCUUCACCUACGGCCUGAUCAAACUUGCCUUCCUGUCCUCCAAGACCAGGUGCAAGUUCUUCAGUCUGACUGAGACGCCGGAGGAUUACACCAUCAUUGUUGAUGAGGAGGGGUUCCUGGGUAAGUACUUCUGUCACCCGGGCUCGGCUGGACUGUGGCCUGUGGUCAGUGUUGGCUGCCCACCACCUUAUUUCCGCCCCCGCCCGCCGCCUUAUUCUGCCCACCGCCCGCUGCCUUAUUUCUGCCCCCGCCCGCUGCCUUAUUUCUGCCUCCCCACCCAUUGCCUUACUUUUGCCCCCCUCUCCUUCUGGCGAGUGGGUUAGAAAGUCAGCAGAGUCUGUUUUCUUCUCUCCCUGCGCCCUGCCUCCCCCACGUCCUCUCAGUUUUAUUUAGUAAAGUGCAUUAUGUUGGUCCUGGUCUCACGCAACAGUGAACAUUGGUUUGCGCUGACCACUGCACGCUAAUUUAUGAGGAGGUGGUGUUAUGUGCAUCACACCGGUGGGGAGCUGCAAGCGGAGGGGAAGUCACAUGCCCAGGCUCACAAGCCACCGAGCAGGGCUCCCCCGAGAGCUGGCGUUCCCGCCGAGCCCCUCCGUUCCGUUCUUACAAGCCUACAGAGAGUGCAACAGAUUCCACAUUUUUAUAAAAACCCUCUUCCGCCCCGAAGACAACUCCUGGUCCCUCUUUCGUGUUUCUCUUUCCAGUUUUACUGGGCAUGAGUUGUCUCUUUUUCAUUUGCGUGCGAUCAUAUUCUGGAGAGAAAUGUUUGCACCUGACGUUGUAACGUACAGUUUCCUCUCGCGGUCCACGUCGUGGUGGAUGUGGCCUGCCUCCUUGCCCGGUGCCCUACGCUUAGAAUCCAAGUGGGGUUUCAUGGUUCUCCAGGGAUAAAUUUAUGAACUCCUGAAAUGUGUGACCUUUAUUCU